Messenger RNA from Cornus florida, 1866 nucleotides. RefSeq names its product serine/threonine-protein kinase RIPK. The coding region runs from base 229 to 1611 and encodes 460 amino acids. The record is from RefSeq and is a predicted model, not a curated record. Gene Ontology annotation, molecular function: ATP binding; protein kinase activity. The transcript is spliced from 5 exons. Gene Ontology annotation, biological process: protein phosphorylation. Lineage: Eukaryota; Viridiplantae; Streptophyta; Magnoliopsida; Cornales; Cornaceae.
AUCAUUCUAGAGUCAGAAGAUUUCCAUAUUGUCAAACACAAGAAUAUAUUGGUAAGCAAAGAAAAAACUGGUGGUUGGUUACCACUAUAGGUCACAAGUCCUCUUAUUUUCCAAGUCAUCUGAACCACAACCCUUUUCACCAAAUACAUAUAUAAUCCUCUCUCACCUUUCUCAUUAAUUUGCUUCACCCUCAACAGUCCAAAUCAUACCAUUACUGUUCUAUUCAACAUGGUUCUCAAACACGCAAUGAGAGCCAUCCUACCUUGUUGUUUCAAAGCUAAAAAGAGCUCGCCGUUGAAGCAGAAAAAAAACCAAGUUUCGAAAGAAAAUUCUCUCCAGAGGAUCUCACUUUCAGAUUUAAGUGACCCCGGAUCCCCACUUUCAGCCAGUGACAUCUCAAAUUCUCUCAUUGGAUCAAACCUUCAUAUCUUUACGCUCACCGAGCUGAAAGCAAUCACGCGGGACUUCUCCGGUAGUAAUUAUCUGGGAGAAGGCGGGUUUGGACCGGUGUACAAAGGGUUCAUUGAUGACAAGAUUAGACCGGGGUUGGAGGCUCAAACUGUUGCAGUUAAGUUGCUGGAUUUGGAUGGCACACAAGGCCACAGGGAAUGGCUGGCUGAAGUCAUCUUCCUUGGGCAAUUGAGGCAUCCCCAUCUGGUGAAACUGAUAGGAUAUUGCUGCGAGGAUGAGCACAGGCUUCUUGUGUAUGAGUACAUGGCACGUGGCAACCUCGACAAUCAACUAUUUAGAAGAUACUCGGUUCCCUUGCCAUGGUCAACGAGGAUACAAAUCGCAGUUGGUGCUGCAAAAGGCCUUGCUUUCCUCCAUGAAGAAGAGAAACCAGUAAUCUAUAGGGAUUUUAAAGCUUCAAACAUCUUAUUAGACUCGGAUUACACUGCCAAGCUCUCUGACUUUGGGCUGGCAACCGACGGUCCAGAAGGAGAUGACACACAUGUCUCGACUCGUGUCAUGGGCACACGAGGCUACGCUGCCCCCGAGUACAUCAUGACAGGUCAUUUGACAGCUAUGAGCGAUGUUUACAGCUUCGGGGUAGUUUUCCUAGAACUCCUAACGGGGAGACGUGCCAUGGACAAGACUCGCCCCGGUAGAGAGCAAUGCCUGGUAGAAUGGGCACGGCCUCUUUUGAAGGAUCCCCAGAAGCUUGAAAAAAUAAUGGACCCAAGACUUGAAGGACAAUACUCCAUACAAGGGGCUAAGAAAGCAGCCUUAUUGGCCUACCAGUGCUUGAGCCACCACCCGAAGUCCAGACCAUCAAUGAGCAACGUGGUCAAGACUUUGGAGCCUUUGGCGAACUUAGAUGACAUCCCAGCAGGGUUCUUUGUAUACAUUGUUCCUACUGAAACCGGGAAGGGAAACAAUUUUCAAGAGAAAGGAAAUAAGGAUGAAGAGAAGGUGGCCGACAACAAAGAGAAGGGAAUUGAAGGGAAAGAAAAGGAGGAAGCAAAGAGAGAGAAUGGCUGCCACCAGCACCGCAAUGGUUACAGGCAUAGGCAUCAUAUAAGGUCGAUCAGACCACGCGCCGUCUACUCCGAUACUGCUUUAUAUAAGACUCUUAGGAAUGAUUUGAAGUCUCCCAACCACAGGGGAUGAACAAGUGUUAAUCAUACUGUAUAUGGAGUUCUUCCUCAUAAAAAUAAAAAAAAAAAAAAAAAAAAGUUUCAGUUGUGUAUGAACAAAAAAAUCUACAGUUUUUAAUUUACAGCAAAAAGUAAUUUGCAAAUUUACUGGUAAAAAUUUCACCGCAAAGUUCAAUUAGUUCAUAACUCUGGGUGGAUUUAAAAAUCAGUCAAAUUUGAUGGUUGAUGUAUGAACAACAUUACAUGUUAUCCAAUUUUACAUCAAAAU